Molecule: messenger RNA, 2997 nt
Organism: Ornithodoros turicata
Lineage: Eukaryota; Metazoa; Arthropoda; Arachnida; Ixodida; Argasidae
Product: cell adhesion molecule Dscam1-like
Exons: 15
Coding region: 178-2499 (773 amino acids)
Biological process (GO): cell-cell adhesion
Molecular function (GO): protein binding
Source: RefSeq, a predicted model, not a curated record
CGAAGAGCACAGCGCACUUCAGGACGGGAAAGGCACCGCCGCGAUCACGCACUUCACCGGGAGCCCAAAGCGAAUUUCCGUCUGACGUUUCAAAUGGGGAAUGAGUAGUGUCGGUGUUGGUGUGGUGAUUACGCCCGCGUAGGGAUCUGAUGAGGGAGUAAAAGGGGAAAGGGAACGAUGUCGUCUGGUGGAGUGAUGGAUUGGGGUGCAACUGGUUUCUCCUCGUGGUGGUUCUGUGCGAGAAGAGUAGUGGUGGUCGUGGGCAUGGUGAUGGUUGUGAUUAGAGCGCUGGUGGCUGAAGCUGCAGCGGCAUCGCCCUCGAAGAUAGAGACCCCCGAAGUUCACGUCAUGAUCCCGAGCAGCCUGCGGCGCGGGGACACGGCCGAGAUUUUCUGCUCGCUCAGGCGAGGCUCCCUUCCGGUCAGCUUCCGGUGGCUGCACAACGGAAAGUCCAUCGGUCACCUCCUCGCUGAAAAGGCAUCGUCUUCCUCCCUCUGGAAAAUUGACCAUCGCGACCGGCGCUCUGAGCUGCUCAUCGAAGCCAUCGGUGCGGCGCACAUAGGAAACUACACCUGCGUCGCGAGCAACGACGCGGGAAAGACCAGCUACACGGCUAGCCUAUUAGUGGACGUGCCACCAUCAUGGAUCAAGGCCCCACUAGACGGCGCGGUUGUCGUCGGCAGCACAGUGUUGCUGGACUGUUCCGCAGCCGGAUAUCCGGAACCGAAGGCGAAGUGGACGAGAAUACGAUAUCCCUCUGAGUCCUUAAUAGAAGCUAGACAGGGCUCUAGGAUGUCCGUACUCUCCAACGGUACAUUAUCCAUUGGCAAAGUGGAGGCCGAAGACUCGGGCUUGUACCGCUGCGAUGUAGGCAAUGGUAUCGGGUCGCUACUCACCAAGACCGUCAAUCUUACAGUAAGUGUGCCUCCUCGAAUUCGAACCGAAAAUAAGAUGAUUAAAGUCCGGAUUGGCCACAUUGUGAAACUCAACUGCGAAGCCAGCGGGGAAGGACCACUUCAGAUAACUUGGGAGAAGGACGGCAACUCCAUCGAAAAAUCUCUCAAAGAAAGGUACGACAUCAUCGAGAGGUCUUUCCCAGGAGGAAUCACCUCUGACUUGCUCAUUCACAAGAGUGCCCUCACGGACUCUGGAGAAUUCAAAUGUUUGGUGUCGAAUAAAUUUGGGACCCAAGUCGGCAUUCGGGGUCUCAAAGUUAUGGAGCUGCCAUCUCCUCCUAUCGGUGUGAAAGUGGACGAUAUUGGACGUAGAUCGGUACGGGUCUCGUGGAAGAGACCUUAUUCUGACGUCACGAGCUUCUUCGUCCGGUACUGGAAAGAUAACGGAACAGGUCGGAAGCUCUUCAGCACGACCGCGUCCGGUUCAGACACUAGCGUCUACUUGCACGACCUACAACCAGGCACCGAGUACUCAGGUCACAUCGUAUCCCAGAACGACGUGGGAACCAGCGGGCCAUCUGUAUCCAUGCACUUCAUCACCAGUGAAGAAGCCCCCUCGGCUCCUCCGACAGAUGUUCACUCCACUAGGAUUGGAGAAAAGGAACUCCUCGUUACCUGGAAGGGCCCUCCGGCGGAACACCUAAAUGGCAAGAUUCAGGGAUACUACGUGGGCUAUAAAGCGCACGAGUCAGCCUUGCCGUACACCUUUCACACCGUGACAGGUGCUGCUGAGUCAGCAGUCUUGAAGAACCUCGAAGCCGGAACCACGUACUCCAUCGUGGUGCAAGCUUUCAACAGGGCAGGUCCGAGUCCCUCGUCUCAUCAGAUUGCUAUAAGACCCAUGGGAUCUGGUCUACCAAGCGCUCCCAAGUUCACAACGAGUGAUGUCACUUGCUGUUCUGUGAUCAUCACACUCAUAUCGCGGCUAAAUCCAACAGAGGGCAUCACACAAUACGUCGUGGUCUACAGAAGCUACAACAAGCCCUGGAAGAUGGUCUACUUCCCCCCACACUUGAGGAAGCUGCAAUUGCGAGGCCUAGAGAAGGACACUUACUAUGAAGUCAGAGUGGCCGCUUACAGCCUGCAAGGCAGAGGCUUGCUGUCAGCAACAGCGCAUUUCACUACACUUCGUCAUGGUUCUCCCGACGACGAAGAGGCCGUGUCGACAGCUGAGGUUCCGGAGUAUCUUCGUGCCCGAGUGCUCGUUCCGGUUGCAGUCUCCCUCGGCAUCAUCAUUAUUUCAGUGGCAGCUGGCUUUGCCUACUAUAGGCGCAUGCUAGCUACACAGAGUACGUCGGUGAAGUAUGAGACGUGCGUACAAAGGCAUGGAAGUUGGCCUGGGACGUCGAGGGACUCUUUUGUGCGGCGGAGCGUCGCCGAAUCGUCCACCUACGACACACCGUGGGACGCUCAAGCCGCAGCGCUUGCUGCAGCUACAACACAAGCUGCUUCCAUAUAUGACGGCAACUACACGAGGCUUAAAGGAAGGGGAUCCAACUCGCAUCUAGCUCUCGAAACUGCCGCGACAUCUAGCGACAAGUAGCAUAAAUAUCGCAAAUGACGUCACCGCUUCGUCUUCCGCUUUCCUCCUCCCCCAUCCGUUCCUCCCACCACCGUGGGAGCUUCAGUGUCUUAAUAUGACAGUGAACAGAGUUGACAUGUUACAAGUCUGAUGCGUUCCAGAACAUUGCAUUUAAAGACAAAAAAACGCAGUAUUACGCAAAUGUAUUGUCUGUCGUUAGCCUUCGUUGUGCGCACGCCUCUCUUUGCCGUCGUUAGAAAGCCAUCCAAUAGCGUCUAGAACACGAAGGACACUUAUACAGCGAUGAAGAUGUCCACGUCCUCAUACCACCGUACGAGGUUCAGCAUAACUUGUGUGACUCGUUCCCUCUUAGUAUGCAUUAGUCAUCCCCGAUUAGCAGUGCAGGUGAAGGAUUCACAUACGUUAAAUCACUAAGUUUAGUUCUGCCCAUCCUUUCGUUUUUACUAUGCGUCGAAAAAUUCAAAUUUGCGCCCUCCAUGACGCUGGAAUUCUUGUUCA